CAUGAAGCUAAGAAAUAUUUUUGACCUUACAGGAUAUUGUUUCGGAAUAAAAAAACAUACAAAUUAGUUCAUUUAUGUCAUUUAUCAAAUGAAAAAAAUGAACAGUUCAAAAGUGUAUGAAAUAGCAAGUAACUAAACUAGAGAUCGCGAUCUUUGUUGCUGACUUUAGUGCUAUGACAUGAUUAAGCACAUAAUUUUUGUGGAAAUUGUUAGCAUAAAUGAACAUCUGCUGCCAGGGAGAGAAAGAUUUGAAGGAGGCUAGCCAUCUAGCUAAUAAUGGUAGCAGUCAUAUACAAACAUUUAGAUUGUGUUAAGAAAUUAUUGAAACGCCAUUUCCAACUUAAGCGCCUUGUCCAUGUCAUUUCAGGCCUAGCUCCUAAUAUGUGCAAAUAAGCCAAACGUUUUUACUUCUUUAUUACUAUUACUUUGUUUACUCUACUAACGAUGUAGUUAAUUAAACUUAAUGCGAUGCGAUAUGUUGACCAAUGGUGUUCAUUCCAUAUUCCAUUCUGGAUUUUGCUAUGGCACUACGGUAAUUUGUAAGUUUUUUGGCGCAUCAUUUCGAAUAUAACGCUUAGUCGUUGCAACAGUUCUAUUUAGAAGAACUUGAUUACUUUCAAAGAACAAAUGACUGCAUAAAGAUCUCUUUCCUACGUUAUUUGGAUGAGACAAAAAAAAAUUUCAAUUGAGUGUUUAAAUAGUAGAUGCGCUAAGACUGAAAAUGCCGCAAUAUUUUGACUUUGGUAUUGUUUAUUUUGAAUUGACAGAUCGCCUUUUUUAUCGUAGUACAUUGUUUUUGUUUUGUAUGUAAUAGUUUAGCCACAAAAAAAAAGAAACUUUUACCCAUCGUACCCUGCGAUGAAAUCUUAACAAAUGCGAGAAAACUUUUAGUAUAUGAAGACAAUUAUGCUUCUAUGGAGUUUGUUGAAGUAUUGAUAUGUUAGUCCAUCAUUUAGGCACAGUGGGUCAACUGUUUUCUAGAUUCAGAAUGUGCUAUUAUCGCCUAAUGGGGGUAAAUAUUUAAUUAUGCGGUAAUCAUCAAGCAAAGAGAAUACAUAUAUAGACAAUAUUUGUAAUUAAACGACAUUAGUGUAACAUUUACGACAGCGAUCACUACACGGUCGAACGGCAAGCAAGUGACAUAUAUAUGUAAAGAUAAAGAAGCAUUUCAGAGCGGGAAAAACAUGAAGCCAUUUGAUCAAGGCAAUUCAGUAUCGACAACAGCAACAAUGUUCCUAAAACCUACUGUGAACGGUUUUUUUCCUCUUCCUGCAAGUGAUAUGAAGCCUACGCUGCAUUAUUCUCAACUUAGUGCGUUCUGCAAGAGAAAACACGAAGAAGAUGAAUUAAAGCAGUUAACUCAAACGAAAAAGCGAAGACAUCGGACAGUCUUUACUCGAUAUCAACUCGAACAAAUGGAGAUCGCCUUUCGUACGUGCCAGUAUCCUGACGUCGAAACGAGAGACGCUCUUGCAAAGGAAGUGAAUUUGGAAGAAGGACGCGUUCAAGUAUGGUUUCAGAAUCGUCGUGCGAAACAAAGACGCGAUGAACUGCAAUGCUUCCCGGCUCCCGCAGAGCAUCCAACACACGUGACCAAAUAUCCCACAAACUCCUCACGAAAGUUACGUGCGAUCAACUGCUUCUCUUGGACCAAUCAGAGUUUUCCAUUUCAUCCGACGUUAUCAGCACAUCGUGGUUCGAGUUUGGUCUCAAGUCAUUUCCCUAACCCCCCUGCCUUUCAUCAUGCUUACGACAGAGUAGCAAACCAUCCACUGCCAUCGUUUCAUAUAACUUCUCAAACUGGCAUAGCAAGUUAUAAGUAUCCACUUCCAUGGCUUGGUCAGCGGUCUAUUAGAUGAUUAUGGCGACGUUGGACUUUUCAAUAACGAACAAACCUACCUGAGGCCCGUUUCAAACUUCCAACAUUUUCUGCGCUGUAUCUAUUUAAGGCAAAAAAUAACGAGUUUGAGCAAUAAAACUCUAAUGAGUUAAGCACGUUUUAAUUACAAAGUUUUGUAGGGGCAUAACAAGUCCAUAUAUACCACUUGACACUGUUGAAUAAAGCCAUUAGCGAUCAGUGA
Xenia sp. Carnegie-2017 is the source of this 2081-nucleotide messenger RNA. Its product is annotated as homeobox expressed in ES cells 1-like. The transcript has 3 exons. The record is from RefSeq and is a predicted model, not a curated record. The coding region runs from base 1185 to 1859 and encodes 224 amino acids. Gene Ontology annotation, molecular function: DNA-binding transcription factor activity, RNA polymerase II-specific; RNA polymerase II transcription regulatory region sequence-specific DNA binding. Lineage: Eukaryota; Metazoa; Cnidaria; Anthozoa; Malacalcyonacea; Xeniidae. Gene Ontology annotation, biological process: regulation of transcription by RNA polymerase II.